This is a messenger RNA of Pundamilia nyererei, 2598 nucleotides long. Its product is annotated as centrosomal protein of 295 kDa-like. NCBI's taxonomy places the organism in Eukaryota, Metazoa, Chordata, Actinopteri, Cichliformes, Cichlidae. Gene Ontology annotation, biological process: regulation of centriole replication. Gene Ontology annotation, cellular component: centrosome; cytosol; centriole. The transcript is spliced from 14 exons. The coding region runs from base 346 to 2598 and encodes 750 amino acids. The record is from RefSeq and is a predicted model, not a curated record.
UAUGUUUUUUUAUGCAGAUAUAAUGACUAGGAACUAAUAUUUCAUGUGGACGGCAAAGACACGGCGGGCAGUUUAAACUACCGGAUGUGACGUUUAGGACAAAGAAAAAAACAAAAACGUCCGUUUUUUGGGUUGGCAUGGAUUUCGGAUAAUAAACAGCACUUUAAGCGUCCUGCCUGGUAAUUGCUUGUAUAGUAAACACUUGUUUCAAGUUUAAGUUGUCCUACGGAACCUUUAUGCCGGCGAACAAAGUGAAGCGUGCAAACAUUAGCCGUCGCCGCUAGCUGAACCGCAACCUGCUGUUUGCUUUUUUGGGGGAAAUGUCCGCCAGUGAAGUGCUCGAAAAUGAAGAGAAAAGUGUCCAGAUUAAGACCGAGUCCCAACGAAGAGGCUCGGAUGAUACGAGAGGAGCAGGAAAGGAGGAGAAAACUGCGGAUACAGCAGGUGCGGGAGCAGCACCGGUACAUUGCACAGCAGAUCCGCCAAGAUGUUGAGCAGAGGCGACAGUAUGAGCUGCAACAACUUGAGCGGGAGCUGAGGAAGGAGUGGGAGCAACAGCAGAGGGAAAAGCUCCAGAGGCUGCAGAGGUUAUACCAGGAGAGUCUCCAGCUGCUCGGCCAGGGGCACAGGAAUGCAAAAGAAAACGAACCCGACUUGGCAGCCAUAGCUCAGAGGGAGGAGGAGAAUCACGUCAAAGCAGAGGAGCGUUAUCGAGAAGCGCUGAAGGAGCUCAAAUCACAGAGGCUUAAAGACCAUGAGAGGCAAAACCAAGUUGUCAAUGCCAGGAAGAAGGCAUUACUGGCAGAAAAGGAAAGAUCAGCAAAGGUGGCUAGCCUUCCACUGCCUCUCCCAAACCCUGUUCAGCAGAACAUCAGUCCCAAAAAGCCACGUUUCGUAAGGAGAUCGGAUGUGAGUGCUUUCGCUACCACACAUUACCACAUGGCCAAGAGUACAGUGGACAGAGAGGUGGACAUAAACCAGCCAAAUGCCCGCGAGGAAGCUGAGCUACAUGCGAAAAGACAGCAGGACUUGGAGACAGAGGAAAUGAGGAGGAGAGAAGAGCAGCUGGAGAAGGCUCGUCUCAGAGGGAGGCAGGCUCUGAGGAAGGAACAGCUCAUGCAGGAUCGUGAGCGUUUGUUGGUUGAACUGGAACACAUGCAGCAGACAGAUCUGCUCAGGAGGAGGCAGCAGGUGUCGCAGAUGCCUCCUCAGAUCUUCCAGCCUCUCUAUAAGAGACAGGAAAUGAGGGAAGACUUCCAGAGGGAGAUGGAGUUCGCCUUUGAGGACAUGUACACUGGAGAGAGGAGGGUUAAAGGUGACCUGGUGGUCCAGCUGGCACCUGAGCCUCUUCCAGCCCAUUCCACAACCAGCCAAGAUCAAGAGCUGGAUGUCACAGUGGAUGAAAUCACAACACCUGAAACAGAAAAUGCACAACAUGACACAGAGCAGGAACCUGGAAGCACUGAGCAGGAAACAUCAGCUGAAGUGGUUUCCCAGAAACCUGCUCCUCGACGGGCAUUGAAGAGGCUCCUGGAUCGUAUCAGGAGCCAAAGGAACCAGUGGAUUGACCACAGCAGUCGCAGCUCUGCUGCUGAUUCCCCAACGAUCAUCCGAGAUCAGAUCCCAGAGCGCGACAUGACGAUCGAAACAGGCUCUCUAAUCAGCGGAGGAAAAGACGAAUGGACCCCCACCGAGCCCCAGGAGGCUGACCGGUCUCCACCAGCAUCAGAGAAAACGCCGCUGCCAUCAUCAGCUUCAGAUACUCAGUUUCCUGCUGCUCUGGCCAAUAGAAUCCAAGAGUUUGAAGAAGAGCGAAAGAAACGGGAAGCGGAGCUUGAAAGGGAGAAGCAGCAGCAGAUGUUUUUGCUGCAGGAGCUGGAAGAGCAGAAGGCCAAGCUGGAGCAGAUGCUGCUUGAAGCUCAGCAGGAGAAAGAACGACUGAAGGCUGCCGUGACCCAGGAAGAAACCAUUAACCAACCAGAAGUGCCAGUCCAUGACCACGAUGUCAUCUCUAUCACCCCUAAUUUAGCCAAUGAGGUAGUUCCUCCUGCAGAUAAGGACGACCAAAGCAAAAGGAUCAGAGAAUACCAGCAGCGGUUGUUAGAGCAAAACAGAAUCCACCAAAGAGUGAAAGUGGCUCGCCAGCGCCUGGAGGAAUACCAACAAGCUCUACAGAUUCGUUACAACAUGACUGCCACUUCAUUACUACCUCCUGUUGUGCCUCCAGGCCUUGCUCAUCCACCUCCAAACAGUACACAGUGUGUUCGUCAUCCAGGUCGUCUGCAAGCUGCGCCGGCUCCUCUCCACGCUCCUCUCCACGCUCCCUGGGCCCCUUUGCAGGCUCCUCUCCAUCCCCUUCUGCAGACUCCCCAUGCUCCUCUUGUGGCUCCUCUCCAUCCUCCUCUUCAUGCUCCUCUCCACCCCUCUCUGCAGACUCCCCGUGCUCCUCCCCGUGCUCCUCCCCGUGCUCCUCCCCAUGCUCCUCCCCAUGCUCCUCCCCAGGCUCCCCCCCAGGCUCCUCUCCAGGCUCCUCUCCAGGCUCCUCCCCAGGCUCCUCUCCAGGCUCAUGCAUCUGGCUUCCAAACCGCUGCCAGAUGA